AUGGAUGGAUUUGGCGAUGCGCUGUUGGGCACGGUGCUGCUUGCGCAGUUGCCAGUGCAGCCACCCGAGGUCCUUUUCUUCGUACCAGGCGAUGACGAGGAGCAGGAGGAUGCGCCCGACGACGAAGAGGGGGUUGAGGACGACUUCGAACCCGAAUCCUCGCGGGACGACUUCUCCAUCCUGCGCUCUCGGAACAUGGGUGCGCCUGUGAUGUCUUCGGCGGAGGAUCUGAACAGACACAGCCUUCAAUACUUUGGUGUUCCGAGCACCACGCUGGCAAAACUCAUGAUCCCAAUGUCAGAGGGGCAAAUUUGCAACCAGCUGACGAUUUCUGAAGUCGAUGCUGGCAAAUUUGAAUACGCCCAUCGGCACAACACGAAGGAGAACCACGACCACCUGCUCUUCGUGUCCCAUCCAUGUGGCUUCGCGAAGAUUGCGGACCGAAAUCCAGAGACCUGGAAGAACAAGCUGCCAAAAAGUCAGCUCGUUCAGUGUUUCAACAUUGUGCACGUCCUGGACUCGAAGAUCGUAAGCCGUUUAGAAGCUCGGGUUCGCGUCCUCGGCGAGGCGACGCAGCUCGUGCAGGAACAACUCUGCCGCGAAGAGAUACAGACAGGCACCUGUUAUCUAGGGAUUUUGGGGGUCUGGUAG
This is a messenger RNA of Symbiodinium sp. CCMP2592, 651 nucleotides long. The record is from the annotation of a GenBank genome assembly. Lineage: Eukaryota; Dinophyceae; Suessiales; Symbiodiniaceae.